CUCAAUCUGGACCUCACACGCACACAUUACUCGCCUCACUCCAAGCGCCAACCUCCGUCCAUCCGCCUGCCGACUGCUCCUCACCCCUCCGAGUCACCCACUCAAUUGCCAGCCAGCCAGACCAGACAGCCUGCCAGCAAGCCAACCCAGACAGCCGGAUAGCGCCAUGGCUUCGUCGGCACAGCCGCCGCCGCCGUCGCAGCACGACAGCUCCUCGGCGGCCGACGUCCUCACCGCCAGCGGCAGCGGCGGCGCUUCCUCGUCGACCGGACCGCCCGCCGCCGCCGGGGCCGAGGUGCGCAACGAGGUUAAGAAGCCAAAGAAGAAAAAGGUGCUGCUCAUGGGCAAGUCGGGCUCCGGGAAGUCGAGCAUGCGCAGCAUCAUCUUUAGCAACUACAUAGCCCGCGACACACGUCGAUUGGGCGCCACCAUCGACAUCGACCUCUCGCACGUCAAGUUCCUCGGCAACCUGACGCUCAACCUCUGGGACUGCGGCGGGCAAGAGGCCUUUAUGGAAAACUACCUCUCGCAGCAGCGCGUGCACGUCUUCUCCAACGUCGGCGUCCUCAUCUACGUCUUCGACAUCGAGUCGCGCGACGUCGACCGCGACCUCGCCACCUACGUCUCCAUCCUCUCGGCCCUGCUGCAGUUCUCCCCCUCGGCCAACAUCUACGUCCUCAUCCACAAGAUGGACCUGGUCGUCCCCUCGGCCCGCGAGAGCGUCUACGACGAGCGCGUCCGCCUCGUCAAGCAGAAGACGGCCGAGUACGUCGCCUCGGUCGGCAGCGGGGACGUGGCCAGCAGCGCCGCCGCCGCCGACCUCACCCCCUUUGCCACCUCCAUCUGGGACCAGAGCCUCUACAAGGCCUGGGCCUCCAUCAUACACGACCUCGUCCCCAACCUGCCCGUCAUCGAGCGCAACCUCGCCAACCUCGGCGUCGCCAUCGAGGCCGAGGAGCUGCUGCUCUUUGAGCGCACCUCCUUCCUCGCCGUCUCCUCGUGGACCUCGCCCGAGGGCCACCGCAACCCCACCGAGGACCGCCUCGAGCGCAUGUCCAACAUCAUGAAGCACUUCAAGCAGAGCAUCUCGCGCUUCACCGGCACCCCCCGCAACGCCGAGCAGUUUAUCCGCAUGGAGCACAAGGCCGGCAUGCGCUUCAAUCUCUUCAUUCUCAAGUUCACCACCAACACCUACCUCAUGGUCGUCCUCCCGCCGGGAGAGGCCCGCUUCAACGCCGCCAUGCUCAACUGCCAAAUCGCCAUCGAGCACUUCAAGUUCCUCGACGGGCCCGUGUCCCAAGUGACGGGGGCUCCCGCUCCCGCAGCGGCGGCUUGAUACACGCCAUCGCGCCUUGUUCGGUUCUAGCAUUGAUUCUUUCAGUCGGGCGUUUGGCUUUAGCGAUACCUUGUUGUUGUGGUUAUAUAGUGUGUGGGGGGAGGGGGGCUCUGGAACAGAGCGAUCACGCUUGGGCACGACGUUACGACAAACAAGCACCUGUACAUGUCUGUGCCAUACAGCAACAUGUAGCUCAUGAUUACAGCAACUGGCAAUUGCCUGAUCUGGUUGCCAGGCUCUGUCUACGUGACCGUUUGCAUCCCUGGCCUUUCCCCUAAUCAUGCUUUCCCCUGUCUGUGCCGCCUAUCUAUGCCCACUUGACCACGGCUGUUCCGCCCUUCUUGAACUCGGGAACCUCUCCUAGCACCAGGUCCUUGUCCGUGUGGUC
Messenger RNA from Purpureocillium takamizusanense, 1724 nucleotides. It is a transcript of the gene GTR1, whose product is annotated as GTP-binding protein gtr1. The transcript has 2 exons. The coding region runs from base 167 to 1336 and encodes 389 amino acids. Lineage: Eukaryota; Fungi; Ascomycota; Sordariomycetes; Hypocreales; Ophiocordycipitaceae. The record is from RefSeq and is a predicted model, not a curated record. Gene Ontology annotation, molecular function: GTP binding; GTPase activity. Gene Ontology annotation, cellular component: fungal-type vacuole membrane; Gtr1-Gtr2 GTPase complex; nucleus. Gene Ontology annotation, biological process: positive regulation of TOR signaling; cellular response to starvation; cellular response to amino acid stimulus.